Pomacea canaliculata is the source of this 1115-nucleotide messenger RNA. Its product is annotated as translocon-associated protein subunit alpha-like. The record is from RefSeq and is a predicted model, not a curated record. The transcript has 9 exons. Gene Ontology annotation, cellular component: endoplasmic reticulum; endoplasmic reticulum membrane. NCBI's taxonomy places the organism in Eukaryota, Metazoa, Mollusca, Gastropoda, Architaenioglossa, Ampullariidae.
CCGUUUCAACGUAUCCGGAAGAGAGCUUGACUAAAGUUUUCCUGAAUUUCAGCUGUUGAAAUCCUAGGCCAUCGUAUACCUUAGUUCUUGUUCUAUUUCUGCUGUUCCAAAUAUCGACAUGGGAGGAUUAUUUGGAAGCAUCUUCUCAUCUUGAUGCUUUUGCUGCCAACAACGGUGUUGUUUGUUGGACAAUCUAUUCGUGGAGGUAUUGUUGCUUUUGCUGAUGCACGAUGGGAGGGAGAGGAUGAUGAAGCCACAAUUGAAAACGAUGAUAAUAUACCAACAGCAGAAGAUGAUGGAGGAGAAGAUGCUGAUUCCUCUGUUGUGGAAACAGAAAGGGAAGAAGAGAGUGAAGAUGAGCCUGUGCUGAAGCCACAUCCUGACGCAGACACUUUUGUCCUUUUCACCAAACCAACAGGCUUAGGCCAUGUUGCCUGCUGGUAACAAGUUCGUUUUCUUGUCGGCUUUAUGAACAAGGGAGAAGGUGAAUUUGUAGUGGAGGGCAUGGAUGCAUCUUUCCGUUACCCCCAAGAUUAUAGUUUCUACUUGCAGAAUUUCACAACCCUAACCUUCAGCCAGGUGGUGGAAUCUAAACGCCAAGCAACAUUUGAGUAUGGUUUUGUACCAAAUGAAGCUUUCAGCUCACGACCAUUUGGUCUAACAGUCAACAUCAAUUACAAGGAUGGUGAGGGCAAUAUGUAUCAAAAUGCUGUUUUUAAUGAAACAGUCCAGGUAGUUGAACCAGAUGAAGGAUUGGAUGGGGAAACGUUUUUCCUGUAUGUUUUUCUGGCUGCUGUUGGAGUUCUGCUUUUAGUUGGAGCCCAGCAACUUGUUUCAACUUUUGGUAGGAAACAUUUGUCCAAACCUAGACAGGUUAUUGAGAUGGGAACACAGAAUGCUGAUAUUGAUUAUGACUGGCUUCCAAAAGAAACUAUUCAAGAAAUGAACCGCUCUCCAAGAAGAUCCCCAAAGCAGUCACCACGUCAGCGCCGCAGCAAACGAUCUUCUGGAUCAGGGGAAGAAUGACUUUAAGAAAAGUGCAAACAGUGUUAUUCUCUUUGCCAUUUACCAUUUGUUUUCCAUUCCUAUGAUUCACUAAUAAAUAUUUAAAAUAA